AUGGAUGAUAACCUGGAUAAUGAUAGUAUACGGACAGAGGAUUAUGUAACAAAGUUUAAUGAAGCUAUAGACUUACCAAGUACACAGAGAACAGACCCGUAUCAACCGAUUCAAUCAUUAUGUGGAGAUGUGAAAAAAUCACCUAGUACAGCAACAUUACUUCCUACAUGGUGUACAUUGACAAAGAAAGAAGGGCAAUCAGAUAAUCAUCUAAACACUCAAACAAAUUAUGCCGUGAAUGAAAAUACCUCAGAAAUGCAACAAAAUUCUCUAUAUGCCAAUAGAAAUGUCGGUGAAGAGAAUCAAAUAGAUUCGCUAACCUCUUACCAGGUGAAUUCUUCUUUACCAUCAAUACAAAACAAUAAAAUCAACAAUUUACAACCCAAUAAUACUCCAAUGAAUGAUUUCAGUGGUACCAGUCUUAAUAAUCUGCAUUCACUGAGUAAACAAUCAACUGGCACAUGCCAUCUUGUAGAGAAAUCAUCUGAAGCUAAGCGAAUGAAUAGUUCAGACUAUAAAGUGAUUCGUCCGAAUAAAACAUUCAAUGAGAGUCAACUUGAAUCAAAAUUAUUCCCAGCAACGUGUAACACUUUAACAAAUUUUAUUACAACUUCCAAUACUACUGAUCAAAUAACAAGUAGAAAGACACAAAUCCUUAGUAAUAAUAAUCAUCAUCAACAACACUAUUAUCCACCGUUUCGUAAUCGAUUACCAUCUGAAUUAAAACAACACGAACAAUACCUUGAUCGUAGUAUAACAUCACAGUCAAUUUCUUUGCGAGGGAAAUGCGAUAACUUCAAGACAGACAGUUCACAGUAUAUGGAAUCUAUACAGAUAUCUGGCUUAACACUUACUAAAGAUGAAAUUGCUGCAAUUAUCAAUGAACGAGAUGAAUUAUAUGAAAUACUCAGAGCUAAUGAAGAAGAGGCUAGUGCACGGUAUAGUACAGAAAAGCGUUUAAUAACAAUGAAACAAGAAUUUACCGCAGAACAACAACGUUUACGACAGAUAAUUACUGCUCUAGAAGAGGAAUUGGAAGUUACAAUGUGUCGUCUUAAUCAACUGACAGCUGAAAGAAGUAAAUGGACAACAGAAAUGACUGAAAUUAAAAAUGAACGAGAUGAAGUGAAAGAAAAGUUGAAAAAUGCUGAGGAAAAUCACAAAACUGAAAUAUCAGAGUUAAAAAAUGAAUUUGAACAAAAAGUGAGGCAAAUUAAACUAGAAGAAACAAAGAAAUCUGAAGUUAUAACAAAAGAAUUUGAACAGAGGAUAAACAGUUCCUUGAAUGAACAAAUGGAAAAAACACUAGAAUUUCAACAAAAAAUAGAAAAGUUAAAUAAAACAUUGAAACAAGUAGAAGAAGAGAAGGAAAAUUUAAGACUUGAAAAUGUGGAAAUAACUAAAGAACAUAGAGAAAGGGAACGGCAAAUACGUUGUGAAUAUGAAGAAAUUCUAGAGAAUAAAUCAGUAGAGAAAGGUAAAGAGAUAUCUAAAUUAAUGGAUGUACAUUCGGCUCAGUUAAAUGAGCUUAUUGAACAAAUGCAAAAAGAGAAAAUUCAAGCUAUCAAUGAUAUAAGAUCAUGUUACACAGAAACUGUACAAGAAUUACAGAAUAAACUAACGGAUAAACAAACAGAAAUUCAGCGACUAAAUGAAACUCUAACAAUUACACAAAAUCAAUUACAAGAAAGUCGUAAUCAAGAAACUCUAGAAAAGUUAAAAGUUCAAGCUGUUGCUGCACAAUCAAAAGAAUUAGCUGAAUGGGAAAAAGAAAAAUUUGAAUUAUGGAAAAUUAAAAUGAAUGAAUUAAAAGAUGAAAAAGAUGCCUGCAUUGAAACAAUGAAACAUGAACUACAAGAAGAAAAAGAUUUAGUUAAAUGUUAUCAAGAUAAAUUAAAAACUAUUCAAAAGGAGUUUGACAUGUAUCAAAAUGAAUCAGAAAGAAAAAUAACCACUCUAACAAAUCAGACAGAAACGUUAAAAAUCAAGCAUGAAAUGGAUACGAAGGAAAUGCAACAAUUUUACAAUGAAAAAAUCUCUAAUAUGGAAGUGAAACAUACCAGAGAAAUUCAACAAGCUAUUGAGAAUGAAUUGGCAAUUGUUCAUAAGCAGAUGCAAGACAAAAAUCAAGCUGAAAAAGAUAAACUUUUAGAAGAACUUACAACUUUAUUUAGUCAAAUUACAUCAAAAGUUGGUAAUCUAACCACGGAUAUUUAUCAAACAUUAAUUAUUCAUAUACAAAAUUUAUACAGUGCCUCUGAUUUGACUUUCGAAGCAGAUUUGGAAAAACAAGUUAUGUUAAGUAAAGAAAUUGAAUUACCCAACAUGACAAGAAAAUGGAUUGUAAACAAUACUUCUAUUGAAGGGUUAAUUGAAUCGUUAACAAAAUAUUUGGACGAAAUAAUAAAUAAUUUACGCAUGAAUUCAACAAAUAUUUUAACACAAAUUCAACUACGUAAAGAGGUGUAUUUAACACGAAUUAAAACUGAACUGGAAACUGCUCAUAAUGCAGCAAAGCGCAUACAACAACAAGCUGAAAGUCAACAUGAUGAAUAUAAAGAAAAAUUAAAGCAUUAUCGUGCCAGGAUAGAAGAACUUGAAGAUGAUUCAACUAGAAGCAAACUAGUUGAACAAUUAAAACUCAAAGAAGAUGAGAUUGAAUGUUUAAGAAAAGAAAUACAACAAUUCAGACAAGAAAUGAAACAAAAAGCAAUUGAGAAAAGUCAAACAGAUCAUGGUGAAGUAAUAGAAAGUCAACAACCUAUUCGUAUAAUUGCUGAACUGAAAGCACGUAUUCAACGGUUAAGAGAAGAGAAUAUGGCAUUAAGACGGCUAUUGUUAAGACGACCAUUAUUACCUGUGAAACAAUCUGAUCAAGAGAGUGGAAGACCACCGAUUUGUCGACUACCCUCUGGUGUACAAUUUUCAUCGAAAUUAAAAAGUAAGGAGGAUUCAACAAACAUUCUAUCCAAAAGCUUUAAUCUUUCACAGACUUAA
This is a messenger RNA of Trichobilharzia szidati, 2997 nucleotides long. The record is from the annotation of a GenBank genome assembly. NCBI's taxonomy places the organism in Eukaryota, Metazoa, Platyhelminthes, Trematoda, Strigeidida, Schistosomatidae.